ACUUUGAGCAUGCCACGAAAAGUAGAAAACCUCGUUGACUUUGAAAGUAAAGUCCACUACCCUGAGGAGCAGAAAUCUCCAGUGACCAAAUUAAAAUCUGUUGUUGCGGAAUGGGGCGCCUCUUGCGACGUGAAAGGCUACAUCUUGAGUCUGGUCCCUAUCGUGAACACUUUGCGAAGCUACAAACUGAAGACAUACAUUCCCAACGAUGUGGCUGCGGGGCUGACCACAGGUAUCAUCAUGGUACCCCAGGGGAUGGCCUUCGCCGCCUUGUCCACUCUGCCUCCUAUCGUGGGACUGUACGUCGCCUUCUUUGCCUCAAUCUCUUACGUUCUUUUCGGGACGGGCCGGCAAGUGUCAUGGGGCUGUAUUGCCAUUUUGAGUCUGAUGAUGGCGGAUGUGUUGGACAAGUAUGCUCACGAGAGCGAGCAGCCUGACAGUAACGCCACUUCUGCCGACACACUGGGGAAUUUGACAUCGGAGGACAGGAAUUCUUUGACAUUGUCAGAUGAGAGAAAGAUGGAAUUCGCCAGUAGUAUUUCGGUUGUGGCCGGUUUGAUUUUCAUAGCAGCGUCUCGUAUCGGUCUGAGCCGAAUAACGCGUCUUAUGUCCAACUCUCUCAUCACAGGCUACACCAUAGGUUUGUCCACCCAUGUGCUCACCAGCCAGUUCACGAGUGUCCUUGGCAUAUCUGUGUAUCGCUACAAAGGACUCUUUAAACUUAUCCGAACGUGGAUUGAACUCUGUGCAAAGAUACCGGAUACCAAUGUGGCUUCACUGAUCAUAACUUUGUGUUGCAUCGCCUUGACCUUUCCUGUGAAAAAGUUUAUCAACGAAAAGUUCAGACAUCGACUCCCAGUCCCCGUGCCUAUAGAAUUAGUCAUUUUGAUUUUGGGCACGCUGGCUUCGUAUUACGGAGGCUUCAACGAGAACUUCGGAGUUGACGUGAUAGAGGACGUGCCUACAGGAAUUCCAGAACCGAAACUUCCGGAUUUUGUUCUCGUUCAAAGCUACAUUGCUGAUGGUCUAGUCAUUGCCGUUGUGGCAUACGCUCAGACGCUGUCAGUUGCGAAAACGAUGGGUCUGAAAAACGGUUAUUCUGUAGACGCCGACCAGGAGAUGAUGGCUAGUGGACUGAGCUUCAUUAUCUGCGGGUUCUUUUCCGGCUAUAUAGCCGCGGGGUCAGUGAGUGCGAGUUUCGUCCAAGACAGUAUGGGCGGGAAGACGGUGUUGGCGUCACUGUUCGCCUCCUGUGUCGUUCUUCUAGUCAUCAUGGUGCUAGGUCCCUACUUCUACUCCCUACCCAUGUGUGUGCUCGCCGCGAUAAUCAUCGUGAACUUGAUUCCCGUGUUCAGUAAGCUGCUGACAAUUCCGACUCUCUGGCGUAAGUCAAAGAAGGACUGUAGCGUGUGGGUCUUCUCCGUGUUCGCCACAAUCUUCCUCAACGCGGAUAUUGGACUUAUAGCUAGUGUCAUCUUCUCGCUCCUGACCGUGUUUUACACAUCUACACGGGAACCCGUAACUGUAGUUGGCCAGGUAAGCACUGAGUCUUCAGGCGUACAACUAAGGUCCCUUACUUACUACCCGUCCGCUGUAGCCGCUGAUGAGGUCAAGGUGAUUCGAAUUAAUACCCCACUCUAUUUCAUAAACUCUGAUGCUUUCAUAACGAGUGCGUUUACCGCUGUGGGCGUUGAUCCACUGGAAGUCAAAGCUGCUAUGCAAAAUGAAAAUGUUCGCCAGAUAACACCAGACGUGAGAAGACGCUCUACUAGGAAGGACUCUCAGUCAUCUAACCAAGCACUCCUCUUUGAAGUUUCGUGGAAAGCAGACGAGGACGGAAGCCUUGGACUGAGCAAAACCUACAGCGCGGCGUGGGAGAGCGAUGACGUCGUAAGUGCGGUGCGGCCGCCUGGAGUCACGGUGACGUCAGUGGUCCUAGACGUGUCGGAAGUGUCCUUCAUUGACGUCAUGGGCGUUCAGGCUUUAGAGCAUGUGAUUGACCAGCUGUGCUCUGUGGGCAUCCGGGUGGGUGUAAUCCGGGUCCCCGAAACUAUCUUCGCCAUGUUCAAGUCUACGGGCUUCUGGGAAAGAUGUGGUCAUCGGCUCUACCUUGAUCUGAAGGCCGCUUUCAGAGCAAUGGGCCUUGACUCAUCUGUCAUUGAGUCCGGAAGCCAGUUCAGCCGACUUAUACCUGCCAACACCCCCCUUAGUAAAUAAACAAUUUAAUUUGUCUAAGUUUUUUUGCUCUCUAGAGAUUUUCUAACGUUGAAUUGUUUAAACAGACUGCGCGCUUGAGUUUAUCACACAGAGAGCUUCGACGGGUUUUGUUAACACUAUAUACAUUUUUCCCACUUUUUGCUCACCUUAACGUAGGACGGUAAA
Aplysia californica (California sea hare) is the source of this 2382-nucleotide messenger RNA. RefSeq names its product pendrin-like. NCBI's taxonomy places the organism in Eukaryota, Metazoa, Mollusca, Gastropoda, Aplysiida, Aplysiidae. Gene Ontology annotation, biological process: transmembrane transport. The transcript has a single exon. The record is from RefSeq and is a predicted model, not a curated record. Gene Ontology annotation, molecular function: oxalate transmembrane transporter activity; chloride transmembrane transporter activity; sulfate transmembrane transporter activity. The coding region runs from base 10 to 2217 and encodes 735 amino acids. Gene Ontology annotation, cellular component: membrane.